UGCUGCUGAAAUCCCCAGCCAGAAUGGGGAUAGGCAGGGGGACACGAAUACCACUAUGGAUAUCCGUACUAAUGAUCAUCUUAACACAUCAGAAAGUACAAGCCCAGUCUGAAGAUCAGCAAUCCCAGUAUGAGGAUCAGCAGUCCCAGUAUGAGGAUCAGCAGUCUCAGUAUGAGGAUCAGCAGUCCCAAUACGUGGACCAGCAUUAUGACCAAGAGCACGUCAGUUCUGAUGAGAACUUAGCGCAGGACACACUUGAUUUUGUUACCACAUUAGCUCCCACAAGUCCUGUGAGUUUGAUCCCUGGAUUUAGAACAACAAUGGCCGUCAAGGCUGGAAAUGCAGCUCAUAAUGAUAGAGUGUGUAGCACUUGGGGCAACUUCCACUUCAAGACCUUUGAUGGAGACAUCUAUCAUUUCCCUGGGCUCUGCAAUUAUGUCUUGGCAUCCCACUGCAAAUCUUCCUAUGAAGACUUCAAUGUGCAAAUAAGACGCUUGGUGGUUGCGAAUGUUACCGUUAUAAGCCAUGUGACUGUGAAACUUGAUGGAGUGGCCAUUGAACUGACCUCAAGUUCCAUUACGGUCAAUGGAAAACUCAUUCAGAUACCUUACAGCCACUUAGGGAUCCUGAUAGAGAGAAGCUCAGGUUAUUUUAAGCUCCAAGGGAAGUUAGGAUUGACGCUGAUGUGGAAUCAAGAGGAUGGCCUUUUGCUGGAACUAAAUGAAAAAUAUGCUAAUCAAACUUGUGGUCUUUGUGGGGAUUUCAAUAAAAUCAAAAUCUACAAUGAAUUCAUUUCCAACCAUAUCAAGCUGUCUUCUUUGCAGUUUGGAAACAUGCAGAAGAUGGACGGACCCACGGAACAAUGCCAAGAUCCUAUCCUUUUACCCAAAGGCGAAUGCAACCAUGAGUUUACUACUCUGUGCCAAAACAUACUGACUGGUAAAGCAUUUGUAGCUUGCAAUGCAUUAGUUGAAGUGCGUGAUUACAUUGAUGCUUGCACACAAGACUUAUGCAACUGUGAUAAGUCUGUGAUUGACGUCUGCAUCUGUGACACCUUUGCUGAGUACUCCAGGCAAUGUGCCCAUGCUGGUGGACAGCCACUUGAAUGGCGAACACAAGAUUUGUGUCCCAAGUCAUGUCCUUUCAACAUGCAGCACCGAGAAUGCGGAUCGCCCUGUUCUGACACUUGUUCCAAUUCUGAACGGUCCCAGUUGUGUGAAGAUCAUUGUAUAGAUGGCUGUUUCUGUCCGCCCGGCACUGUGUUUGAUGACAUUAACAAUUCUGGCUGCAUCCCCAUUAAGGAUUGUUACUGUACUUACAAUGGGACUCAUUAUGCUCCUGGUACUUCUUUUUCCUCCCAGUGCAUUUCAUGUUCAUGCACUGAAGGGCAUUGGACUUGCAUCAGCCUUUCAUGUCCUGGAGUAUGUUCUAUUGAAGGUGGCUCCCACAUCACCACUUUUGAUGAGAAAUACUAUUCUGUCUUUGGGGACUGUAGCUAUAUCUUAACUAAGCUCUGUGAUAACAACAUCUUCACUGUUCUGGGAGAAAUUCGAAAGUGUGGCCUGACAGACACUGAGACAUGCCUGAAAGGUUUAGCUAUAAGCAUUGAUGGAGGACAGACAGUGAUUGUGAUCAAGUCUACUGGUGCUGUGUAUGUGAAUAUGAUUCUCACUCAACUGCCUAUCUCAGCAUCCAAUGUCACUAUCUUCAGCCCUUCCUCGUUCUUCACUGUUAUACACACAAAAUUUGGCAUCCAACUGCUGAUACAGUUUAUCCCUAUCAUGCAGUUGUUUGUGUACAUGGAGCCAACCCACAAAGGGCAGACAUGUGGUCUCUGUGGAAAUUUCAACAGUGUCCAAACAGAUGACUUUAAAGCUAUCAGUGGGGUGACAGAAGGAACCCCUGCUGCCUUUACUAACACCUGGAAAACACAGGCAGAUUGCCCCAACGUCAAAAACUUAUUUGAGAACCCCUGUACUCUCAGUAUAGAAAAUGAAAAAUAUGCUUCACACUGGUGCGGAUUGCUGACUAACAGCAACGGGCCCUUUCAGAAAUGCCACUCAGUAGUAAACCCAGCUGUUUACCAUACAAACUGCAUGUUUGACACCUGCAACUGUGAAAAGAGCGAGGACUGCAUGUGUGCUGCCCUCUCUUCCUAUGUCAGAGCCUGUGCUGCUAAAGGCGUGUUGCUGAGCGGAUGGAGGACAAGUGUCUGCACCAAAUACCAAAUUUGUCCUGAAACCUGGACUUAUCAUUACAACAUUGAUACCUGUCAAGCCACUUGCCGAGGUCUGAGUGAGCUUGAUGUCACCUGCAACAUCAAGUUCCCUCCUGUGGAUGGAUGCACCUGUGAAGAAGGGACAUACCUGGAUGACAGUGGCAAAUGUGUGCCUGCCACUAAUUGCCCUUGUUACUACAAAGGAUCUGCCAUACCAUCUGGAGACGUGGUUCAUGACAAUGGCGUCAUAUGUACCUGUGUACAAGGCAAGCUUCAGUGCAUUGGGGAAGUGAAACCACGAACAGAUUGUGAUGCUCCUAUGAUCUACUUUGAUUGUGCCAAUGCCACAGCUGACACCCAUGGAACUGAGUGUCAGAAGAGCUGCCAGACACUUGACAUGGGAUGUUAUAGCACACAGUGUGUCUCUGGUUGUGUAUGUCCUGAUCAGCUAGUGUCUGAUGGCACAGGUAAAUGUAUACCUGCUGAAGAAUGUCCGUGCAUUCACAAUGAAGCCACAUACAAACCAGGAGAAACUAUAAAGGAUAAAUGUAAUACUUGUACAUGCAAGAACCGAAAGUGGAAAUGCUCUAAUGAACCUUGCCUGGAAACUUGCUCAGUUUAUGGAGAUGGUCAUUAUAUCACCUUUGAUGGCAAACGAUACACCUUCAAUGGAGAUUGUGAAUACACGCUGGUCAAGAAUCACUGUAGCAAGAACAGUACAAAUGUAGGAACUUUCCAAGUGAUCACAGAGAAUAUCCCCUGUGGUUCUACUGGGACUACCUGCUCAAAAGCCAUUAAAGUGUUCUAUCAGAACUAUGAGUUACUACUUACUGAUGGAAAAUUUGAGGUAAUACAGAGACUUCCUGGUGGAGGUAAAGUGCCAUUCAAGAUCCGAUACAUGGGCAACUACAUGGUGAUCGAAAUUAUUGACGGAGGACUGAUCCUGAUGUGGGAUAGAAAAACCAGUGUGUUCAUCAAACUUACAGCAGAAUUUAAGGGUCAGGUUUGUGGCCUUUGUGGAAACUAUGAUGGCAAUGACAUCAAUGAUUUCACCACCAGGAGGCAGUCUGUAAUAGGAGAUGUCCUGGAAUUUGGUAACAGCUGGAAAGUUUCUCCCACUUGUCCAGAUGUCCCAAGCAGCAGGGAUCCUUGUUCUGCAAACCCAUAUAGGAGUUCCUGGGCGCAGAAGCAGUGUAGCAUCAUUAACAGCAAGACAUUUGCUCUCUGCCAUCCUCAGGUUGAACCAACUAAAUAUUAUGAAGCCUGUGUAUCUGAUGCCUGUGCUUGUGACACUGGGGGAGACUGUGAAUGUUUCUGUACAGCUGUAGCUGCAUAUGCACAGGCGUGUCAGGAGGCCGGCGUAUGCAUCCCUUGGAGAACUCCAUCCAUCUGUCCUUUAUUCUGUGAUUACUACAAUAAAAAGGGAGAGUGUGAAUGGCAUUAUCAACCUUGUGGUUCUUCUUGCAUGAAGACCUGCAGGAAUCCAAACAAUUGUUCACUUGAGUUAUAUGGCUUGGAAGGGUGCUAUCCAAAAUGUCCAGCCAAUAAACCCUAUUUUAAUGAAGAUGAGAUGGACUGUGUCUCCCUUGAAAAGUGUGGCUGUUUUGAUGACAAAGGAUACUAUUAUAAACCAGGAGAAAAAUUGCCUUCAGAAAAGAGCUGUCAAUCAUGUUAUUGUUCAAUGGACAGCAAAGAGGAGUGCAGAUAUGAUGAAAAUGAAUGUUACUGUGUCUAUGAAGGAAAGAUAAGCAAACCUGGCGAUAUCAUCUACAACACAACCGAUGGCAUUGGAGGAUGCAUCGUGGCCAUUUGUGGUCAAAAUGGCACAAUUGAGAGGAAUAUCUUUCCAUGCCACACAACCCCUACUAGUAUACCCACCUCUACUGUCUUUGAAUUUACUAGCACCACUUCACCAGCGACUACUAGUUCAGUGCCCAUCACUACAUCCGUCUGUGUUCAGGAAGUAUGUCAUUGGUCACCAUGGUAUGAUGGGAGUCAGCCUGGCUCUGGAAAAAAUGAUGGAGAUUUUGAAACAUUUGAGAACCUAACAGCCAAAGGUUAUCAAGUCUGCAAAAACCCCAAAGCUGUUGAAUGCAGAGCAGAGAAAUUCCCCAGUACUCCAUUAAAUAAACUGGGCCAAAAGGUAGAAUGCAGCAUAACAAUGGGAUUAAUCUGUUAUAAUAUGGAACAGUAUCCAGAAAUCUGCCACAAUUAUCAAAUCAAAAUUCUAUGCUGUAGCUUUGUACCAUGUGGCAAUUAUACUACAGCAUUCACACCUGAACCUACCACAGUCUCUCGACUUCACACAACUACACUACCAACUACCAUUUUGACUCCUACCACCGCUUCCACAAGUACAGUUAAAGGAACCACUAGCAUCUUAACAACAACCCCAGAAACCACUUCUUUACCUACCAGCACUACAGUCCAACCUACCAUGGGAACUGGAUCUCCAACAACACAAACAAAGGAAACACCAACUUGCAAACCCAUCUGCAGAUGGACAGAAUGGUACGACGUGCAUUUUCCUACACUGGAUAAUGAAGGAGACUUUGAAACAUAUGACAUUAUUAGAGCUACCGGAAAAGAUAUCUGUGAAAACCCAGAACAUAUAGAAUGCAGAGCUGAGAAAUUCCCUGAUAAAACAAUUGAUGAAAUUGGCCAAAUUGUCCAGUGUAAUGUGUCCUUUGGAUUUGUUUGCAGAAAUGAAGAUCAGUCAGGAAUGCUGCAAAUAUGCUAUAACUAUCAAAUUAAAGUCUAUUGCUGCAACACUGAAUGCUUGACCACUCCUCCAGAAACUUCAACAACAGUCAUAACAACAAGUCAGACAACUUCUACGUUCAUUACUACACCUUCAGGAACAACAAAACCAAAUAUUACAGCACCACACAUUACAACUACCUCAGUUCCAGAGACAACUACAAUUACAAUACAUCCUACAACUAAAUCUACAACCACUCCUCCUAUAACUUCUACUACACAAUUUCCAAUCACAUCUACUAUGCCAACAAUUUCCACUGCAGCUCCUUUAACUACCACAUUUCUUCCAACGUCAACCAUAACUGAACCAAUCACAGUACCAACCAAAAUACCUCUUCCAACUACAACACAAACAGAAAUACCUACAACUAUUUUAACAACAGUUAUAUCUUGCAUGGAGGAAAAAUGUGAAUGGUCCCAAUGGUAUGAUGUUAGUUACCCAGGAAAUGGACCUGAUGAUGGAGAUUUUGAAACACUGAAAAAUAUAAGAGCCAAAGGAUAUGAAGUUUGUAAAGCACCAAAGAAUAUUGAAUGUCAAGCAGAAAAAUAUCCUAAUGCAUCACUUCAGGAACUGAAACAAAAACUUACAUGUGAUACAACAACAGGGCUCAUAUGUCAUAAUAAGGAUCAAAUAACACAAAUCUGUCACAAUUACAAGAUCAGAAUUGAAUGUUGCAAACAUGUACUUAUACCAUGCCCAACAACACCAACACCAAAAAUAACUGCUACACCACCAAAAACAACAGAAACUCCUACAUCAAUAUUAACAACAAAACCACUAGUAACUACUACACCAGAAAAGCAUAUUUUUACACAAUAUCAAACAACAAAACAGCCAUCUACAGAACCUCAGGUGGUUAAAACAACAUACUCUACAAAAAAACCACCACCCACAGAGAAAACAACAUCAUUUACUAAAACAUCAGCACAAAUAUCUACGAAAGAAAUAGGGACUACUACUACCACAGCUAAAUCAACAAAACCAGGCUCAACCACAACGCCCAUUGUAACGAAGACACUGGAAGUGCUAACCACGAGCGUUCCCCAAACCACCUCAACAGGGCCAACCGCAACCACCAGCAGCACCACCACCAAAGCAACCAAAGAGACAACACCCACCAUCACAACAACUGUUACCAGGCCCACGACUCCCACAAUAAGCACUACCGCUUUGCCCACCACCACAACGUUACCUUCUACAAGCACAACUCUCCCCACGACCAUCCCAACGAAGACCACCCCAUGUGCACCCGUCACCUGCCAGUGG
This is a messenger RNA of Python bivittatus (Burmese python), 6245 nucleotides long. NCBI's taxonomy places the organism in Eukaryota, Metazoa, Chordata, Lepidosauria, Squamata, Pythonidae. The record is from RefSeq and is a predicted model, not a curated record.